Molecule: messenger RNA, 1176 nt
Organism: Tupaia belangeri chinensis (Chinese tree shrew)
Lineage: Eukaryota; Metazoa; Chordata; Mammalia; Scandentia; Tupaiidae
Gene: TSPAN10
Product: tetraspanin 10
Exons: 3
Coding region: 50-1174 (374 amino acids)
Cellular component (GO): plasma membrane
Source: RefSeq, a predicted model, not a curated record
GUGUCUCAGCCAGAGGGACGGAGCACUUGCCCCAGAACCUGCUCAAAGAAUGGAGGAGGGGGAAAGGAGCCCCUUGCUGUCCCAGGACACCACAGGCCAGAAGCUGGCACCCUCUGUGAACAGCCCACUCUCUUCCAGCUGCCCAGGUCUGGUGCCCAGUGAUGGUCAGGCAGGAGCCUGCAGCCGCUGUCCACCUGGGGCCAGGCAUCAGACUUUGAGGGACUGCCUGGCCCCCUCCCUCGCUGUGGGGAGUACCUGUGUCAAGAUCCUGACCUUCUUCUCCAACUUCCUCUUCUCCCUGCUGGGCCUGCUGGCCUUGGCCACUGGACUCUGGGGUCUAGCCGUUAAGGGGUCCCUGGGGAGUGGCUGGGGGGUCUCCCUGCCUGCAGACCCCAUGCUGGGGCUGGUGCUGGGGGGCCUGGCAUUCAGUGCCGUGAGCCUGGCCGGCUGCCUGGGCGCCCUCUGUGAGAAUGCCUGCCUGCUGCGCUGCUUUGCAGGGAGCAUCCUCGCCCUUCUGGUGCUCGAGGCGGUGGCGGGGGCUCUGGUGGUGGCACUCUGGGGCCCCCUGCAGGACAGCCUGGAGCACACCUUGCGUGUGGCCAUCGCCCACUACCAGGACGACCCAGACCUGCGCUUCCUCCUGGACCAAGUGCAGCUGCGGCUGCAGUGCUGCGGGGCCGCCUCCUAUCAGGACUGGCAGGAGAAUCUGUACUUCAACUGCAGCUCUCCAGGGGUACAGGCCUGCAGCCUUCCUGCCUCCUGCUGCAUCGACCCCCUGGAAGGUGGAGACUCCAUUAACGACCAGUGCGGCUUCGGGGUCCUGAGACUGGACCAGGACGCAGCGCAGAGGAGGGUGCACCUGGAGGGCUGUGGGGCCCCGCUGCGGGAGUGGCUGCGCAGCAAUGCCCAGGCUGCAGGCGGCUACCUGACCCUGGUAGUGGCGGUCGAGGGGGCGGAGCUCCUGCUGGCCACCCUGCUGCUUAGAGUCCUGACUGUCCGCAAGGUAGGGCAGGAUGGCACCACCUUCCGUGGCACCAGGCUGGGUAGCUUGCCCUCUGCUAACAGCCCGGGGCUGACCCCAAGAGCCUGGGACCCCAAGGAGGUCUGGGCUGAAGGCUUCUCCUCCUCUUCCGGGAAAGUGCUGAGUAAUCCAGCAAGGACACCUGACUCCUGACG